AGAUUAAUGAGUGGGAUGUUGAAGAAGAUAUGGAACUGGCUCAACGUAUUACCGUCCAUACCGUUCAUCAUUAUUCUAUGAGUGAUGAUGAAAGUGAAGAUUCCGAAUAUCAGCUUGUACAAGCUCAUAAACAUCCAACUUAUGCUGCGGCUGCAAAGUGGGGUGGAAGAAUCAAGAAACCAAAUUUAAUAAAUAUUAAUGAUGAAACCACUAAUGACGCUAACGAAGUAGAAGAAACUGACAAAAAGAAAGAUAUAAAAGGCGUAGUAUUGGGUGCUCCAAUAGCUACUCCUGUUACUCCGGCCCCAAAUGCCGUUGCAUCUGUGGAAACUUCGAAUACGGAAAAUAAUAUACUGAAAGGUGACCAUGAUAAAGACUAUGUCUAUGAAGAUAUUAAAUCCUCUUCGGAUGAUCCAUUACAGGUGCUAGAAUCUUCGGAUCGCGAAACGUCUAAAUCCUCUACACGUCGUCAUAAUACAAAAGUUCAUAAACUACAAUCUAAACGUUUGCUAAAUCAACUAGUUAAUUCGGCUGAUUUAGAAUUAAACGAAGGUGCAGUUCGUGGCGAUACCAAUAGAGACCCGGAAUUUACUAAAUAUAAAUUGUUAAAGAAGACUAUGAGGGCAAAGAAUAAUGGUUCCAGUAAAUCUAAAGCUGAGAGAAAAAAUGGAAUGGAAAAAUUGC
This is a messenger RNA of Racocetra fulgida, 684 nucleotides long. NCBI's taxonomy places the organism in Eukaryota, Fungi, Glomeromycota, Glomeromycetes, Diversisporales, Gigasporaceae. The record is from the annotation of a GenBank genome assembly.